CCUAAUGCGCAUGUCCAAAUAACCUCAUCUAUUCCACGCCUUAAUUCAUCCACAUAAAUUGUAACAUUGUGAACCCACUUCUACAAAAGCAUCAGUGAAUAAACACAAAAUUGCUGACCAAUGGCUUACUUUAUUGUUUAGUUCGUGUUUGCUAACAUUAAUCUUUCGGUAAUUUUUAAUUCAUGAAACGUCGAUGUUGCACAAAUGUGUCAGAGGAGGCGUUGUUACAGCGUCGAUAUUCUUUAGGGAUGAUAGAUCUUCUGUGACGUCGAAGUGCAGCAUUGUUCAUAUGGAAAUUAGUAAAAACUAUGUAAUCCCCGUGUGCUAAAGUAUUGAGUGAGUGAAAGAUAAAAUGGUAAAUGACGCACAAGUACAGUCGCCGCCAGAUUUGGAUGCGCGUGGCGACGAACGCACAAACCAAAAGUGUGAUGUAAAUAGCAGUGUUAAAGUUUUGGAGUAUAAGGGACUGCUGUGGACAUGUGGUUUGAGGCAAAUUUGUUUAACUGCACUCUGGCUUCCAUUAGGUGCACUAAUAUUUUGUUAUGUGACUGCGUCUAUGUUUCAAGCAGAUGACAUACACGAAACACAUUGUAGGGUUUACAAUGUAGUACCAUCAAUUAGUGCGAUUACCGGAAUAAGUCCACAGAGAUACGUUUGGAGAAUAUGCAUCGCUUUCCACUUAGGACCAAGGUUGUUGAUAGGUUCCUUAUACUACAGCUACCACAAAGAGCGCACCGCUCACAUCACCGACGAAAAGGCUCGAAUUACAGCAACUAAAUUAGGAAAAGCCUGCUAUUGGUUAAAUUUUAUAGAGCUGUUUGCGCUUACAGGCGUCACAUAUAUUUCCAAUAGGGAGAACUAUUUUGUUCACGAGAAGAUAUUCAUAGUGUUCAUGGUGGCGGCUUUGUUGCACAUGCUAUGUCGCGCGCGCGUCGGUUGCAUCGCAAGCGACGUCGUAGAGCCAGUGAGGACUAACAAACUCGUAUGGACGCUGUUUUACGUGGCUAUAGCUUCCACCGUGGGACUCAUUAUAUUCUUCUUGCGACAUCGGCUGCUGUGUCGACCUUUAGCCUUCACGUGGUUCUCAAUUUGUGAAUACAUCUUGGCGACGGCGAACAUGGCAUUCCACGCCAUUGUGGUCCGCGACCUGCCCCAGCACGAACUGCAAGUGAUGUGUCCUACUCACAGUAAGACGAACUGAACGUGUACAUACAUAAUUUGAUUGUGGAUGGAUUCGGUCAGCGACGUGUAACGGAAUAUGGAUAUUUGGAUUGACUAUACUUUGGCUUAAAAUGGCGAGAUUACAAAAAAUAUUGAUCAUUCGCUUCCAAAUUUUACAUAAGUACGACUUUAAAGUGAGGCUUCCAUAUUAAAUUUUUUUAAUCUUC
This is a messenger RNA of Spodoptera frugiperda (fall armyworm), 1388 nucleotides long. Its product is annotated as post-GPI attachment to proteins factor 2-like. The record is from RefSeq and is a predicted model, not a curated record. Gene Ontology annotation, cellular component: Golgi membrane; endoplasmic reticulum membrane. Lineage: Eukaryota; Metazoa; Arthropoda; Insecta; Lepidoptera; Noctuidae. Gene Ontology annotation, biological process: GPI anchor biosynthetic process. The coding region runs from base 353 to 1201 and encodes 282 amino acids. The transcript has 6 exons.